Colletotrichum truncatum is the source of this 1719-nucleotide messenger RNA. Its product is annotated as arca-like protein. Lineage: Eukaryota; Fungi; Ascomycota; Sordariomycetes; Glomerellales; Glomerellaceae. The record is from RefSeq and is a predicted model, not a curated record. Gene Ontology annotation, biological process: positive regulation of transcription by RNA polymerase II. Gene Ontology annotation, cellular component: nucleus. Gene Ontology annotation, molecular function: DNA-binding transcription factor activity; transcription cis-regulatory region binding.
AUGCCAUCUCCCGAAGCGCCUGAUUCGUUGAGUGCCACGACCUGUGAACAGUGUCGUGAACAGCAUCUACGAUGUGACCGCGUGUUGCCCGUGUGUGGGCGUUGUAUGUUGACGGGGAGAGAAUGCAAGAAGGGUUAUAAGUUUCGAGCGCCCAAGCAUGCCGUUUUCAAAGAGAGUCACAAGUGGCCAGCGCCGCCGAAGAAGCUCAAGUUCAUCGACGAGACGCGCGGGGUAGAGCUCGGGGAGACGAUAGACUUGGACGAACAGGCCGAAAACUCACCUCCAGAAGAUGAAGAAACGACAACCACUUCUCCAGGAACGGCAACUGUGGGAGACUCUACCGUCUCGGAGGAGAGGCAAAGACCGUCACUCCCCACGGAAAAGGCGGCGAGCUGGCCUCUUCCCGACGAGAGCCAUCAUGGCAGCAGUGACAUAGUCGACGAGCCCUUGUUGUCACAACGCGCAUCGCUGAGCACCCCGGGAGGCGACCAGCUCAGCCAAGACGACAGCCAUCGCGGGCAUUCCAACUCGAUCGACACGCUGCCGCCGCUAGAGUCUCUCGUACCGCCGACGGGAGGCAUCUACACAGAUCGCCCCAUCUGGCCGAUCCAAGGACGCCAGGAAGCUACUCUGUUCCGUCAUUACGUGGACAAGCUAGGAUUUUGGCUCGACGCGUGCGAUCCGACUAGGCACUUCGAGACCGAGGUACCACAGCGCUCCGGCUCAUGUCCCAUCCUGCUCAACGCCAUCUUCGCGCUGGCGGCACGGCAUCUCAGCCUGACGAGCGCGUACGACUCUCUCGCGUCGAACCGGUACCACGAGCAAUGCCUGAACUACCUGAUCCCGCUCCUGGACCACGCAGGAACGGUCUCUGACGAAAACUUGUUCGCGGCAACAAUCAUCCUUCGAGUGCUGGAAGAAAUCGACGUAAAUACGCUCGGCCAAGACACACACGGCCACCUCCUCGGAAUUCACGCCUUUGUCAACGCCGGAGACCGCUACCUUAUGCCGGGGACUCUGACUGCCGCCUGCUUCUGGGCGGGUCUGCGUCAGGAAAUCUAUAGCGCCGUCAUCAACCAGCAGGUGGUCAGGAUGAAUCUAAGUCAUGCCAUAGUCGACAGAUCGACCAGCCCGGGGGAUGACUUCGUCUGGGCGAAUCGUGCCAUUGUGCACUGCGCCGACGUCCUCAAUUUCUGCUUCGGGUCCGAGGCGGGGUCGGUUUUGCGAUGGGGCCAGCUGGAAAUGGCAAACAGAGAGUGGAAAAACGCACUGCCGGCUUCCUACACGCCCAUCUUCUUCCGGGAGAGGACAGAAGAGGAGGCUUUUCCCGAAGUAUGGUAUCAAAAAGCGUGCCAUAUCAUUGCUGUUCAGCAUCACAUUCUUGCCGAAAUGUACCUCGUCUUGUUCAACCCGAGUAUCCCACGAGUCGGCGGCACGCGUAAAGCAGCUGAGAAGCGCUUAACAGAGCAAAUACAAGCCCUGCUACGAAGUCUAUGUGGCAUUGGCAUGUGCAAUCAGUGGUCUCCGCCAGCAAUGUUCACGGCAUGUAUGGGAAUAGCUAUUGCCGGCGAUCGCUUCGACGACAAAAACGACCAGGAAGCCCUAUUGAACAUGCUCCAAAUCACCGAAAAGGCCCACGCGCGGCCCACGACGACGGUACGGGAUCAGCUGAUGCAGGCAUGGGGGUGGAUGGACGGGGAGGCGAUGAGCGAGGCAUGA